GCUAUUGCCAGGUGAAAUUCAGAUAGCCGGGCAACAUCCUUUUUCUAACAAUGCAUCUGAAACACCUUUGUUCAUUCCCCAACAGAGAGCACAGCCCCCACCCCAACACUGUGGUUUGUGGCUGAGACGGCUUUGCUCUACAUUAUUACCUGAGAAAGAACGAGAAAGCGACAUUUCUCACCUAACAGUUUCAUUUACAAGAAGAGUAACUGAAACAAGUUAGAGAAGAGGAGCCGUCGACAGCUGCAUGGAACAUUGUCGAAAACAGUAGCCCCAAGUCUCUUUUGCCCUACACGGACCGAUCAAACCAUUAUGUGCACCUCUUUGGACACUUUACUCGCUAACUCAGUCUAGAGGUUGCUGAGGAAAUGGACACAAUGGAACAGUGGUUCUUACCAGGGUUUCUGGCUCUUUCUAUGGUUCUCGGUGAAGGGCCAACUUGUGAUUUUAGUCCUGAAUGCUACAAGCAAUCUGAAGAAUCUACCACCUAUACAUGUGAAUGGAGUCCACAGUUUGUGAAGAAUGCCACCUAUGAACUUUUUUUCAGGCGCUCCAAUUCCACAGCGGAUACAUCCCUGGGCUCUAGCAACAGCAGCUAUAUCCAUGUGACUGAUGAUAAACUGAUCACCAAAGUGUCGGUGGAUGUAUGGGUGGUCGCUCACACAAAAUACAAGAGCUGCAACUCAUUCACAUUCUCUGGUAUACUCAGUGAAAGAGUCAAGUAUGGAGCUCCCCAAAUGAUUUCUAUGUCAAGAACCUCAAGUAAUCUCACCCUCCGCUGGGGAAACAAGAAAGGUGAUGCAGUGGAUGUCGAGGUCAGAAGAAGAGAGAACAGCUCAGGGACAUGGAAUACUUCCAAAUUCCAAGUCAAUAAAGCCAUGCUCACCCUUGAGGAUCUCCAGCACCAACAAGUGUACCAACUGCAGCUUAGACAAAAGUCCAAGAUCGCCAAACAUCCCUUGUGGAGUGACUGGACUCCGAUCCUUAAUGUUCCCACUGAAAUCCAAGAUCCACCAGAGGUUAACUGGACAGUCGUAGAUUUCAGCAAUGGUACCCGUCUACUUAAAUUGAAUUGGGGUAUAUCAACUUAUCCAGUAUCUGUCGGACAGGUGAAUUAUAACCUUUCUCUGCAUAUUUGGCCUUGCCAAACAAAUCAGAAGAACUGGAGCAAUAUCAAAUCCACUGAGUUCAAUGUUUCUGUGACUUAUUCUGCUGUCAGUGGUUCAAUUGCUGCUUUUAAUAAGGUGGGAAAUGUACAACAGAGAAAUUUCCUUAUCCCAGCAAAACAUCUUACAAAUUGCAGCAAGGCUUGGCGUAUUGACAAACCCACUCCACACAAGUAUGUGCCGGUCCUUAAGAAAUCCUGCCUGGAGUGGUACAAGCUGACAGAUGGAGAAACAUCACCACACAAAGUGAAUAUAAUAGUUAAACAAGUGAACGAAACACUACAAACUAUCAGAAAAGAAAUGGACGACUACCUGCCCUACUACUAUUUCGUUCACCAUCAAUCCGACAAACGGCUACCGCAAACAAUAGAAAUGUGCCUCAUGUAUAAAAUGGAGGGAGUGCCCAGGAAGGCACCUGAGAAUGUUACUGUUCAUUCAACAACCACUUCUGCAGUGCUGCACUGGAACCAUAUUCCUCUGUCACACCGACAAGGGUUCCUUACAUACUAUAAAAUCUGCUACAGAAGAACCCAAAAUGGCAAAGGCAACGCUAAAACCGAGUGUCACAACAUUUCAGCGUCAGAAACAGAGUACAGUAUUCAAAACCUGACACCUCAGUCCACAUACGAAAUCCAACUCUCUGGUGGAACAGUGGCUGGGUUUGGGCCACCAGAAACCAUCAAUGUCAUGACUCAAACCCAGUUUCCUGGCUGGAUCAUACCUGUUGUCGUUUUAAUUGGAAUAUCAAUAACACUAUGUUUCAUUUACAUAAAGAGACAUCAAAGCAAGAUCUUUCCACCAAUACCACGUCCUGUGGUUGUGGAAUAUUCGAUCUUUCGAGUGAGAAAUCAGGACAUGGAUGAGAUUAAGGAGGAGGUACAUGAGCUGCAGCUGCACGACAAGAGGAGCAAAGAGCCCAAAUCUGAGGAGACCAAUCUGCUUAACGUGUGCAGGAGAUAUGAGUGUGAAGACACUGAUGAGAACAGCCUGGGAGAUCCAAUGAGCCCUGAAUACGAGGGCCAGGUGUUACGGCUAGAAACUGUCGAUUCAAACCCAGCAGAGACUGACUGUGAGGUGGCCAUGCUUAUGUACAGGAAUGGUCUGGUCUUUGACAUGAAGGCCGAAUACACAGAGGAUGCUGGAACCCCCUUGUAAACCUCACAGCAGUCAUUUGAAUCAUUCUUGUUGAUAACUUAAUUAGGAUAAAUAUUGGCAUAUUUCACGGUGACUGUUUUCCUGGGAUCUGAUCGUAAACGGUCAAAUCUUAUUUUUUUUUACUUAGAUGUUGAAAUAAAGACCAAUGCCGAUGGGACAUAUUCAGACAACUUAAAACUAAGGAAUGGGAACCACUGUGGUAAUUGACUAAAAAGUAAAUAAAAUCAAUUAGAUGACCCUGAUUCCCAAACAUUUGGGACACUGCGUGAAAUGCAAAUAGUGACAGAAUGCAGUGAUGUACAAAUCAUUUAAUCCCAAUAUUUUAUUUAAAAAAAUGGUAC
Messenger RNA from Esox lucius (northern pike), 2662 nucleotides. It is a transcript of the gene il12rb1, whose product is annotated as interleukin 12 receptor subunit beta 1. The transcript has 16 exons. Gene Ontology annotation, molecular function: cytokine binding; cytokine receptor activity. The record is from RefSeq and is a predicted model, not a curated record. The coding region runs from base 369 to 2321 and encodes 650 amino acids. Gene Ontology annotation, biological process: positive regulation of tyrosine phosphorylation of STAT protein; cytokine-mediated signaling pathway. Lineage: Eukaryota; Metazoa; Chordata; Actinopteri; Esociformes; Esocidae. Gene Ontology annotation, cellular component: external side of plasma membrane; CRLF-CLCF1 complex; signaling receptor complex.